This is a messenger RNA of Xylaria bambusicola, 2058 nucleotides long. RefSeq lists its product as uncharacterized. Gene Ontology annotation, biological process: protein polyubiquitination; ubiquitin-dependent protein catabolic process; positive regulation of proteasomal ubiquitin-dependent protein catabolic process. NCBI's taxonomy places the organism in Eukaryota, Fungi, Ascomycota, Sordariomycetes, Xylariales, Xylariaceae. The record is from RefSeq and is a predicted model, not a curated record. Gene Ontology annotation, molecular function: zinc ion binding; ubiquitin protein ligase activity; ubiquitin conjugating enzyme binding. Bases 1 to 2058 code for a protein of 685 amino acids. The transcript is spliced from 2 exons. Gene Ontology annotation, cellular component: ubiquitin ligase complex; cytoplasm.
AUGGCCCGGUUGCUUCGGUCCCUCCCGUCGCCAGAUCAGUUCCAUGGUGUUGCCGACACCCUGCCUGAGCUCCGAGACGUUGAUUAUUUACACGAGGUGCUCCAACUGUCUGCUGACGGUUAUGACGCCUACCUUGACGGCCUCUUUGCGAAAGCAGCAAAACUUGGCAUCUCCUUCCCACGGCAGCCCUCGACUGGUUCGACGCCUAAUAUCCAGGACAAUUCGGGUGCCGAGUCCAAUACGACCAUAGAUACCACAACCCAUGCGCGGACAGUCUCAACUGGGUCUGGAGCUUCUGCAAGUACGGCAAUGACAUCGCGCCCAUCGAGCAAUGGCCACAGCCAUGCCGGCAAGCUUCUCUCGAGACGACGGUCGUGGGGGUUAACAUUUGCGCAGUACGAAAGCUACUUGUCUCAUAUCAAGCCAACCCUUGGUCAGUCCAGGUUUUCAGCAUCCACACCAGUCGAACCGUCAGGUAGCAUGUUUGGUAUGGGCACGAAGCAAAGACGUAACGUAAUCAGGGAGGGGAUUUCAAGAUUACGAAGUAGGAGGAAGCCGGUAAUUUCAUCUGAGCCCUUGAACAUUUCCUGUAGCGCGUGCCGAGAAGACGUACGACCUGAUCAACAGUUGCAAAAACUACCUUGCGGCCACAGCUACUGCUCGACCUGCUUACGGGUUAUGAUCAACCAAGCCACGAUAGAAGAAGCCAAUAUGCCACCUCGCUGUUGCACACAACCAAUACCGGGCUCUGUCGUCAAGUCAAUACUCCCUCGGGAAGAGCAGACCAAAUUCCUGAAGGCAGUCCUCCAGUUCAGUACUCCCUGGGAAACUCGAGUCUUUUGCUCGAACCCUUCAUGUGGUGAAUUCAUCCCACCGCGUAACAAAGUUGACCCAAAGCACCCAUUCAAAGUGAUUUGUCGGAAAUGUAAAACACGCGUAUGUGUCAUGUGUAGGAGAGACGCUCAUCCUGUUGGCCAAGACUGUCCGAACGAUUGGGAGUUGGAUGCCGUACUAAAGAUUGGCGAGAGGUCGGGCUGGCGAAGGUGCUAUAAGUGCCGCACUUUAGUUGAGCUUACCUAUGGUUGUACUCAUAUGACAUGCAGGUGUAGGGCUCAAUUUUGCUAUAUUUGCGGCGCUGUCUGGGAUCCCACUGUUGGAUGCCCUAAUUUCUGCAAUGGUGAUGAGGAGAUGGAGCGGAGAAGACAAGAAGAAGAGGCGCGUGCCGCAGCGCUGGCAGCUGAAGAAGCUAUCAAACAGGAGGCGGCGGCGAAGGAAGCCGCAGAGGAGCUUGCAGCUGAGGAGCGAACAAAAAACUCUGAUGAAUUCAAGGUCUUACGCGCGAACCAGACCAAGGAAAUGGAACGAUUCGGAGCGUUUGAGCAGAAAUCAAAAUGGCUGAUUUGGACGCGGCAUGCACAACAGAAGGUUGCUCUGGUCGAAAAGCACUCUGCGGCUAUAGAGAAGAUGCUCGAGCGACACGCCAAAACAUCUGUGAACCUCGAAGAUCGACAGGUUUUGGCCGAGAUGGAGUUAAGGUCAACGCUGGAGCAAAGUGAGAAACACGUGCGGGUACGACUCAAGCACAUGGAGGCCUAUUGUGAUAGUUUGGGUCACACUCAAGCUUCAGAGAUGCCAUCGCGAAUCAUCACUGAAAGGGAUCUGCGUGAACUUGGGCAACAGUAUAAUAUCGAAAAGAACAUGAAGCAACUCCAUCAGGCAAGAAUCAAUGUCAUGCGAGAUCGACAGGCUAAGGCAUUGGAACAGUUGCUCGAGAGACAGGAAUGCGAGAUGAAACGACUGAUGGAGAAGAAUACUAAAGAGGUAGAGAACCUCGAAUCGGAUUUCGCGGACGAAGAGGACACCUUGGCCACGAUAUUCAGCGCGCGCCAGUCAACACUCGAAACGCGCUGGAAGUUGGAGGUAGAGAUUAUGCGUAGAGAACUGGAAAGCGAACAUGGCGCGAGGUAUAAUUCGUUAUCACCCUUAGAGUGGCCACGGGAGAAAGGAGCGUUCGAAGACGGCAUCUUAACCAUGGACGAGCCAUUAGCGGGCACCUGA